UGGGGGUGGCUGGUCAGGGUUCCGCCGCCUCCGACCAAAAAGAAAACGCAAGCGGACGACAAGUUUUUCGUGGUCGUGAAGGAACCGGACAUGUUAUGUUGGCAGUGUCUCGCCGACAUGACCGAUGUCGAGAAACUGUCGAUCCUCGACGACAUUCUCGCACUAAGGGGAGUGUUCGUGCAAUCGGCGGGCGGGCAUCUGAAACGACAACAUAAGCCUGGAAUUAAAAACAUGGUCGCGAAGAGGAAAGUGGACCGCAUGAUGGUCCGCAUAUUCCACUACAUCUUGUUCCUUGAAACGGAGGAGGACGAAGGGGUUUGGAGCUACGGGAGCCCUUUUUUCCGGACCGAGGGGCAGCUUCUGGCGGAGUUCGGGCCGCAGGGACUCACGAAACAGGUGUGGGUCGAACUGCGAAAGCAUUUCCAGGGCGCGGUGGAGUACGUGAACACUUACAAACGUACUCUUCCGCACGAGAAGGAGUCCCUCGACGACACGAAGAGAAUGUACGAGGAUGACAGGUUCCCAAAAUCUUUCGAAAAGUCCGUCCGUUCCAUCUUACGAUGGAUGGAAGAAGAAGUUCGAGACACGAUCAGGGUCAGCGGGGAUGUGAGGCACGUCAAAUGGGACAAGGCCAACCCGGUAACCAGCCUUGUUCCUUUCUGUUGCAUGUCGUCCCAAGCUCACAGUCGUCUCGCUGAGAUCCGCGAGAUUGUGCGACAUUACGUGUGCAACCUGUACGUCCUCAAUUUGUGUGAUCCCACACUCCUCACAGACUGGCGAGAAGACGAUUUCGCAAACUUGCAAGGCGUUCUCCAAACACUGUCGCCAACGCACAGGGCACUUGUAAUCUUCUUCCCCUCUCGUUGGGAGCUCAGUUUCUUGAAAGGCAUGGCCAGGCUUAGCGUCCAUCAUGUCAGGACAGGGAAGUGGGUGCGCCAUGCACAAAGGCAGGCCACUAUCCGGGAAGGCAAUAUGUUGGUUGAGGAGUGUGAUCGCCUGUACGUGAUUUUCAAUGGCGAGAGCCUGGCAGACAACACAGUCUCAGUCUUCCCGGUCAGUAGCCCGACAAAGGCUCCCCGUGCUCAUGGUCCAAGUCCGGGCAAACACGCGGUGGCGGCCCGCUCGAAAGCUGUUUGUUCGUCGGACCCAUCAGGACAGGCUCUGGCGUGUUUCGACGUGGCGGACGACGACAGGUUCCCUCGUAGCCUGUGGGAGGACGGCAACGUGACAAGUGUUCGUGGACCUACUUACGGGGACGAGGAGCGGAAACCGUCCCACCUACUUGGUCUACUCGAAAACUUUUACAGAGUUGGGCAAACUAUUUUUUUCUUUGGGAAGGCGCAUGCGUCUGUCGUGUGGGAGUUCCUACGCAACGGUCGGAACGUCGUCGCGUUGGAGGACAAGGCGAACAUGAUCGAUUACCUUAACGAGUUCGUGAAGACACGCGUGGCAGACACUCGCAAUUAUUGCUCUUUUGUGCUGACCACUGGCGAACGGAACUUGGAUCCCAAACGUGAUAUGUAUUGGAAAUUGUCGGGGAACAAAAGGACGGAGGUUUGGGACUUCCUUUUCCAACCCGGGCCGCCUGCUCAGACCGACCUCGAAUACAGUCGACGGAGAAACCUGGUGUUCGGUGUGCUGAAUGGGUACCACGAUACACCCAGGGAAUCUGUCUCGAAUUUCCUGAGAAGGCUGGAGCACGUUUACUUCUUGAUGGCCGAACCGCUCACCCUCGAAAACUACAAGGCGCAGUUUGACGAGGAGGACCCUUUCGAUGCUGAAGACAUGGAGGAGCUGAGCGACUUCGAAACCUUCGAUUUCGAGUCCAUGUCACUUCCUCGGGUGGUUGGACAGUGGGUCAUGGCAAUGAAGGAAGCCGAUGGCAAGUGGAGUGUAAUGAACAGACUGGGAGCGGGUCUAUUUAAGAAAAAGGCGAGAGGUGCUCUGGUGGAGCAUUUGAGGGUUAUGAACCCCGACAGGAGCCUGCCGGACGUCGAUGCGAAUGCAGUCCAAAAGCUAGAUGAGUUGUACGCCAAGAAAAUGUUGGAGUUUCGAGCGCCUUUCUACGCACUGGAGACGACACCGUCUCAUGGCAUUGACUGGCGCAUGCCGCAACCUCCGUCGGCCGGUCAGCAUCCGGGAAGCAGUGAAGGAGGAGACGAAGGAGACGGCGGAGGUGAUGGAGGAGACGGCUCACGAUUUGCCGGACAGGGAACGGGCGAAACAUCGUCGGGAGAAAAGGCGUCCGGCGGAAAGGGGUCGGCUGGAAAGGGGUCGAGCGGAAAAGGAUCAGGCGGGAAGGGGUCGGGCGGGAAGGGGUCGGGCGGGAAGGGGUCGGGCGGGAAGGGGUCGGGCGGAAAGCGUAGAACGUCCGGGAGUCCCCAGUAUAGGGAAACUAACAGCCACUGCGUAGAGAGUCGAGAUUCCGACAUGCGAGACGUGGCCACCCUGAGGUCUGAUCAAGUGCGAGUAGAUUCGCACUUGUCUGCGAGGACUUUGUUUCCCGAUGUCGGGGAGAGUCUAUCCCACCGUGCGCAACAGAGGUCUCCUGUGCACAACACCUUGCUCCUGGAAGAGGGCGAACACUGGCGGUCUCGCGACGUGCUGGAGGGGCCCGCUGCAGGAGUGUUGGAGACCGGGGCUGGCAAGUACGAACAUCAUGCUUCGGAGGGUGUACCAGUCGACAUUGACGGCAAGAGUACAGCGGCUCCUGGGGAAGAGGAGCGCUCUCCGGGAGCGCAUGCUGUACAGCGGGAAGAGGAGACUCAACACUGGCAGUCUCGCAAAGUCUUGGAGACCGGGGGUACCGAGUAUGAAAGUCAUGCUUCGGAGGGUGCGUCCGUGGACACUGACAGCAAGAGUACAACAGCUCCGGGGGAAACGCAUGCUCUGCAGUGGGAAGAGGAGACUCAACAUUGGCCGGCUCGCGAAGUCGUGAAGGGGCUCGACGCAGGAGAGCUAGUGAUCGAGACGUCCGAAGAGGUUCUGCACAGUGGUUCGGCUGUGGCCACGACGCGAGAGGGUGUAGUUAAGGGAGGUCAGUGGACGUUCGUGGAAGCUCGCCUUCUUGGCGAUGAGAAAGGCGAAGAAGAACCCGUGGUGGAGGCACGGGUUCAUGGUGAUGAGAAAGGCGGACAAACCGUGGUGGAAGGCGGUAAGGUGACGGUUGGCAUCCAGCUGGAUCCACAGCGGAAAGAUGAUGAUUCUUCGCCCACCCGUUGCGGUGAAGAACAGGGUGAUCGAGCGUCUGCCCUCAGUACCGAUCGGGAAAUGGUACUUCAUGAAGCCAUCGACUUGGGAAACGACUCGACUGCCACCGAACUGGUUAGCGACUCAGGUGUGGCCGAGGUGCAGAACUUCGAAUCCUCCGUGGAAGGCGGUGAGGUGGUCGUCAGCAUCAAGAUGGAUCCAGAGCAGAAAGAUCAUGAUUCGUCGUCCACCCGUUGCGGUGCAGAACAGGGUGAUCGAGUGUCUGUCCUCAAUGCCGGUCGCGAAAUGCUGCUUCACGAAGCCAUCGACUUGCCUAGCGACUCAGCUGCCACCGAGCUGGUUAGCGACACAGCCGUGGCCGAGGUGCAGAACGUCGAAUCCUCCGUGAACGUUGGCGCAAUGGCGCGACAGGAGGGCGAUUUCCCUCAAAGGACUCCCGAGCACGGUAAGAAUUGUGAAUAGGAGCACUCACAUAUCUGUCACUAGCCAGCUCAGUGUUCGUCCAAACUGAUGUGAUGGGCUCAUAUACCUAU
Molecule: messenger RNA, 3743 nt
Organism: Chara braunii
Lineage: Eukaryota; Viridiplantae; Streptophyta; Charophyceae; Charales; Characeae
Source: the annotation of a GenBank genome assembly